AUGGCAGACGUCAUCCAUAUCCUGCACAAUAACAUUGGAAUGUACGAGAGCAGCACCGAACAGGAAACCAUCACUUGCACUCUCCAAGCUCGAGAGCAGAUUGGCUGCUCGUUGUGGGCCCCAGACCAUGCGCCUGACGCGGGCGAAUGUCCUCCUUCCCCCACCUUACGCCGCUUCUUUGAUCAGCCGAGCCAUUUGCGAUGCGCUACCACCGCUGCUACGCCCUCCCUUAGUACCUACAAUGGUCACAUGGUCCAGAGAAGGCACGAUUGCAGUACCUGCAAUCACACGUAG
Messenger RNA from Penicillium soppii, 294 nucleotides. RefSeq lists its product as uncharacterized. The transcript has a single exon. NCBI's taxonomy places the organism in Eukaryota, Fungi, Ascomycota, Eurotiomycetes, Eurotiales, Aspergillaceae. Bases 1 to 294 code for a protein of 97 amino acids. The record is from RefSeq and is a predicted model, not a curated record.